Dermacentor andersoni is the source of this 9754-nucleotide messenger RNA. RefSeq lists its product as uncharacterized. NCBI's taxonomy places the organism in Eukaryota, Metazoa, Arthropoda, Arachnida, Ixodida, Ixodidae. Gene Ontology annotation, biological process: proteasome-mediated ubiquitin-dependent protein catabolic process; protein linear polyubiquitination. Gene Ontology annotation, cellular component: LUBAC complex. The record is from RefSeq and is a predicted model, not a curated record. Gene Ontology annotation, molecular function: ubiquitin binding; ubiquitin-protein transferase activity.
CAAGUGUUAAGGUCACCGAAUCAGAGCGUCUUCUUGCAGAUCAGCUUUAAGUUAUACCGACCCUGGCCCUUCUCAUCAAGCUUAACGCCCGUCCAUUCCAUUCUGCUGGUCGCGCGCGAUCGUGCAGGGGAGCGCGAGCGUUGCAUGGCCACGGUUACGUCUUUAUUCUGCUGGUUUCGGGUUAUGUUCUUUGUAAUGCUUGAAAACAUUAUUUAUUUACGAAGUCUAAUGCACCUGCACCGAAAUAGUUGUCGGACAGUGGGAAAAUUCACAGCUAGCAAUGCAUGCAACAACCUAAUAAUAUAACAGAUUAAUAUAUCCGUCAGUUUCAGUCGCGUCCACUACGUAGCACGUAGGCAAGAGUCGGCUAGUAGACGGGACGACCGAAACUACCAAACGACCGAACAGCCGAUCCGAAAGCUCUCGAAGAAUGGAGACUAGAGACGUCCCGACCUCACUGCAAGCAACCGUUACUUCCGAAACAAAAGCAUAAGCGCUUGACGUCACAUGGGUAAAAAUACUUCGUACUCUCAGGGAGAGCACCCCGAACGGCAGCUGAACCAUUGCUGCUGGCAGUACGAUUGCCAGCUCAACGACAGCAUAGAGACGACAGGCUGAGUAACUGCUGAAACGAGAGAAACGGUGUGCGACGAGGCGAACGACCCGACUCCACCUUCCGCUGGACUCGCGCGCUGCUAACAAAACUAGUUGAAGGAACGCAGGACGCGAAAGGCACUGCAACGGAUACAGUGCUUGCUAACUACGGUUGUUGCUGAGCUACUUCUUGGUAGUGAAAAUGUCGACGCGUUGACGCUCUAGGCGAGGGCUGUGGCGGUGGUGCUGGUGCUGGUGCAGAUGGGAGAGGAGGAGGGCAGCUUUCUACCGCCUUGCUGCUUGGGCCGCUGGAGAUAACAUAAACAGCACCAUUUGCAGUUAUGUCUCUAAGCAAGCCUUUUAUUGAAGAGGAUACAGGACCACUUCUGACUUUAGGAGAUCGCGUGGUGUGGUUGUUUGAACAUGGACCUGAACAUGGCUGGGUCCGCUGGAUUGGACGAAUUCCUGUCGUUUCUCCCAACUGGACAGUUGGCGUUGAAUUUGAUAAUCCAAUUGGAGCAGGAGAUGGGAAAUUUGGUGGAAAACGCUACUUCUAUGCCAGAAAUGAUCAUGCUUACUUUCUACCUAACUCAAGUUUGCUUCGUGCUUGUGACUACAACAGCAGUUUUCGAAAACAAAGUUCUCUUGGAGGGUCUACACCAGGUUUCCAAGCAAAGAUGUACACCUUCCCACACCAGUACAGUGUGGCCAAGUGCCCCUUUCCUGGCUCUACAAAUGGUGUUGAAGCCACUCACUUAACUGCAGCUCGCCUUAUCAGCUCCGGCAGCAGCACCAACAGGGAACGUGGUGUGUGUGGCUCUAGCAAGUUGCACCGGUCCCAGUCCACUCAUGCAAAGGAUGAGCCCAACUUAUCAGACUAUGACAACUGGCUAGAUGGCAAGGAUCCAUGCAAUGUGCAUGUGAAGUCAUGGAAAAGCAGCAGCACCCAUUCAGUCGUGAGCUGUCCACCUGUGCUGCUUCCCAAGAUGCUUGUGACACGUGAGCAGACCUCAAGCUCAGACAGUGAUAAUAAUUUUGGGAGCCUGCGUUCUCUUAUGUCCUGUUUCACUUUAGGCUCCCAUCGUAAAAAGAAGCGUAGGAAGAAAAAGAAGAAAAGCCAUCGUCUGGUGAUUGUGACAGGCUCAGACAACAGCAACUACUGUUGUUCUGGCGGAAGUGUAGCUGCUGCACAAGUACAGCCACAUGUGUGUGAAGGUGACCACAACAUUCGGCAUUCUUCUAAGAAGCAUAGUGCAAAGGAUCUGGCUUGUGUAUCUAAUGGGCAAAAAGCCAUCUGGAGGUAUUCUCUGCAAGAACAGGACAUGCAGAGAAAUGACGCUUCUUGCAAGGAGCCUGUUGCCACACAAAUUGCAGAGCAAAAGUCGCCACCAAAGCUUCCGCCAAAGACCUCCACUAGAAAGAAACGCUUGGCUCCACAGCCUCCUGGUGGCAGUAUUACUCCAACUGGGACACUGCCGAGGAACCAGCCAGUGCCUCUUGUGGCUGUUCCUUGUAGCUCAUCUUCACACAGCACUGACAGCCUAAGUUUGUCCCGACGACGAUCUCACAAAAAGCCGGCACCACAGCCACCCAGAUGUGAUGGCUGGCAUUCAGUAGCCAAGUCAGGGACUCUCCCAAGUGGAAUACAGAAAGGAUUAUAUGCCAAUGAAGCCAUAGAGGAUAGCAAAGCUGUGAUUACCUUGAAAACACAGUCGCUUCCCAUGGGCGAUGUCAACAUGCCUGGCACCUCUGCUGUUCGUCUUUAUUUGCUUGAAAGCCAGCGUGGUCAAGAAGCUAAAGAAAAACAAGAAUUUGGAAAAAAUUUAGCUGACUUGGUGGUGAAGCCUGACCUUCCCGUUAAAAAUAUUCCAUGUCCUGUGACCUAUAUGGGCAGUGACAACACUGAGUCUAUUGGAUGUAGUAGCUCUAUUCAGAAUAAGAACAAUAAUGACAGGCAAAAUAUUAAAACAGUUGAUGAGAUGGACAAACCAGCACUUUUGAGACCAGUGGCUUCAGAAGGUGAAAAAAGGGAUGCUCACCAAAAUCAAGCCUCCAAUCGUGAAGUGAGAUCGUCCACUCUGCCACGUACAAGGCAGUGCCCUCCCAUUUUAGAAGAGGAGGAGCCAUAUGCCAGCACAGUAGUAGGUGGAGAAUUCAACAACUUGGAAUCUGUACUAAAACGUAAUUCGAAUGUGUUUGAGCUUUUAGAUGCUUUUAGCAAGCUUGAAUUGAAUUCUGAUGAGACUCAAAAGGACAGUGAGCCUGAGUCACCAAAGCACUCUAGAAAGCAAGUGAAAUCACUGAAGUCACUUUUUCAGAAACACCCAACAGAUGCCAGCAAAGUUGUUUCUACAAAGUGGACAUAUACACCAAUGGAAUCCAAGAAAGAGAAUUUCUUGACUGCUGUAAUGCCUGGAUCUGCCAUUGCUGCAAGACUUGAAGAUAGGGAAACAGCAGAUUCCAAGAUAGAAAACAGUGAUGCAAGUUCAUGGGGUUCAGAGCCAAAGUGUGUGAAGAACGUGCCAUCUCAGUUGCCUUUGAAUACACAGUUGGCAUCCUGUCGAAUGAACCUCAAACCCGUUAGCCACUCUCCUGACUUUGGCAGUGUGUUUUGCAAGCUGCGUCCACAAGCAAGUAACUCUUCCUCUGGAAACCCACCUUGGAAACACCAACUGCAAGCUGGGAAAGGGCUGCCAGACGAACCAAGACCAAGUGCCUCAGAGCUGCCAGCUGUGGAGACUAAAAAUAAAACUUCCGGAGGGAGAAAAGAAGGCGGAGGGGGCCGUGUUGGCGAAACUGCCUCGUGUGCAGUGGUGGCUGCCACAACGGCAUGCUCAUUUGAAAUGAUGGCAGGCAAGGCCACGCCUGUGUCUUUAUCCCAGGCCUCUACACAAGCCAGUGCUCAUACGAGUUCAGGAAGGCAACGACCACCUGUGCACCCAAAUUCUCCAACUGCUCUUAUGCAAGCAAAAUUACCAGCUCUAUUUCGGCAGCUUGAAGAAGCAAUUAGCAAAGGCGAGCAUGACAGAGCUGCAAUUUUGGCAAGGGAGCUGGCUAUGUACAAGGUCUCUUGUUCACUGCGUCGAGUCCGGAAAGUAGCACCAGACCCUAAGCAGUUUAUAGUAAAAAUGUAUGUUGAAGACAGGAAGUCUCAUGUCGGUCCCAUUUCAUUGCCAGUCCAUCCAGAGAUGACUGUCAGCAACCUUAAGAAAAAGGUUGAGACUGAGUACAACAUUCCUGCAAGGGUUCAGCGAUGGAUCCUGGGCAAAAACCUGGCCACUGAUGAUGGGGCUACGCUGGAACACUUUGGUGUGAGCCACAGUGCGUGUCCAGUUUUCCUGUACCUGGUGAGCCCAGCAGAGGAGCUAAGGGCUGAAGAGGUGAUCCGAAACAGAUGCUGGAAGCCCCCAGAUAGCAUUGCUAGCACUGAAGAAGGCGAAGAGUUGGCGAAUACAAUAGCCAGGCAUGAACCCUCUGAAGCAUCAAGUACUUUGGAUGCCCUCCUCAAUGACCGUGCAGCAGGGUGGACCUGUCAGCUGUGUGGCAUAAAUAAUACUGAACCAGACACCUGUGCAAUGUGUGGUGUUGCAAUGGUUGUUGAUGCCACUGAUCAUACUGAUAUGGAUGCUAGUCGCCCAAGUGUGGGUCCUGACCAUAAUGUUGAAGCUGCACUUGGUUAUAACACUGAACCCAGUGAAGUACAUGACCUAGCACAUGACCAACUUGAGGCCAAUAACAGUCAUGCUGAAGUUGACUUUCCACUCAGUCAGUUAAGGGAGGAUGGAAGCCACGGUGCGGAACCAGAACAAGUGCCUCCACUGGAAACUUUAUUGCCUCAAGACUACAUGCGACUUGUUGAACUUGAUGAACAAGACUUGGUGCCAAGCAUGGAAGCAUUUGAGUGCUCUGUUUGCUUUCUAGGCAUAGAACCUGGCCAAGGGGUCUUGUUGAGAGAUUGCUUACACAUGUUUUGCAGAGAUUGCUUGUCAAACUCUGUUCGCUAUGCUGAAGAGGCUAUAGUAAAGUGCCCCUUCAGGAACAAUGAAUAUUCAUGCAGCAGCCAUCUACAAGAACGGGAAAUUAGGGCGCUGGUGAGCCCUGAGGUGUAUGAGCACCACUUGUCACGUAGUGUGAAGACUGCGGAGAGCCAGGCACCUAACAGCUUCCACUGCAAGACUGCAGACUGCCCUGGCUGGUGCAUGCUGGAGGACAAUGUCAAUACCUUCAUGUGCCCUGUGUGCAGCCACUCAAACUGCCUCACUUGCCGGGCCAUUCACGAGGGCAAGAACUGUCUCCAGUACCAGGAUGAGCUAGAUUUCAAUGCCCCCGAUGGCCAGGAGGCAAAGCAGACUAAGGAAUAUUUAGAUAAUAUGGUAAAGGAGGGCCAAGCUAUGCACUGCCCACAGUGUCGUGUUAUUGUCAUGAAAAAGUGGGGUUGUGACUGGCUCAAAUGCUCCGUGUGCCAGACAGAAAUCUGCUGGGUUACUAAAGGUCCGCGAUGGGGUCCUCAGGGCAAAGGAGACACUUCUGCUGGCUGCAAAUGUGGAGUGAAUGGAGUAAAAUGCCAUCCUAAGUGCAAUUACUGCCACUGAUCUGUGCACCUCGAGUGAAUUGAGUGAGAUGUGUAUAGGUGCAUUUUUAUUAAUGGCAAGAAAACAUUUCCUUGGUUGCUUAUUUUAGCAGUAUUUAGUUACAGGCCUAGUAUUGUGUGUACAUCAGUGAGAAACCCAUGCAAAGCAUGCAAAAUGUAGUGCAUUAACUUUUUUUUUUUUCACUUAUAUAGUGUGUUGCCAAAGGCUUUUACCAAGGUGUACUUACAAAAGGCUCUAGCCACUAUAUGCAAUACAUAUGAUCUUGUCAGGCUUCCUAAUAAUUGGAAGUGUUAAUACAGCUGGGCCCAGAUGCAAUGAACACUAUCAAUGCACAAAAUAUGUUUGCUGUGUCAGAAGUUUGUUAUAGUUGGACAUGCUCUUAGGAUUGCCGAUACAGAAUUCAACAAGUUGCAGAAGAGAUGUUUUAUUUCCAAAAUUGAUGUGCACCACAUUUACUGGCAAAAAUUGGUGAUUGAGCUCUCUAUGAAUAGUUUCCACCCAUCAAUGCUACUCUACAAUUUCGUAAACUGUCAACAUGGUUGUGGGUUAAGCCCCUGGUGUGUACAGAAUGCUUGAACGAGCUACAAAGCUUAAGGCAGGUGAUGUCAAGAUCACUGGGGCCAAUCCUCUGCUUGUUGUCCCUUUCACGGCUCGUCGAGACGCUGCCAUUUUACAGUUCAUCUCGUUCAUUGUAACCGACCUGAGCGGACUGUUCCUCAUAGACUCUUUGUAAAACAUUUUGGUUGUUGGGAAACUAUUUGUAGUAGCUGAAAAUUCACUCCAAGUGGGAUUGUUAUAUGUGGACUUGACUGUAUAUGCAGAGACGAGACUGUGAGGCUUGAGUUUGUCUUUCAUAAUGCCGGAACUUGAGAGAACAUUGCAGCUCCUACUAUCUCUCAUGGGUUGCAUGGGACUGCAUACCUUGUUAUCUUCGAGUAGGAGGUGAUUGUCAGCAUUGAGGACACAUCCAUUCAGAGAGCUUAGCUAUUGUGGCACUAGCCUGCUUUGAUGAUUUAUUGUGCGUUUGAUACCACAGUUUGAAAAGAUUUUAGCUGACAUUGUAUGUGCUUCAUAUGGAAAAGAGAGAAAAAUUAGACUUGGCAAAAGCAGCAAGCAGUAAGUUUCCUAAAGGCCCGUAGAUUUUGCUGCUAGAAUAAAUGUUAACAUUCAGACACACAGCCUUGUAUUCCCUAUUGUAACUUCCAAUUCACGAGUGUUGAUGCUCAAAGGUUCAUAGUUUAUUUGUGUAAUAGUCUUUGAAAAGUCAAUUUAAUUGUGCUCAGUUGAGUGGAACAAUUACUUUUGUCACUUGAAAAUUCUCUACACUUUGGUAGUAUCUGAAGCACAGACAUGUUUCACACUUUCUUGCACAGUGACUUAUCUCAUUAUUGUCUGUAGAUCCCGAUCACUAUUUCAUAUGCACAUCAUUGCCAUGACUAAGCACCCUCCCUCUUCUCAGUGUGAAGAGCUAGAAAAGCAUUCAUGUGCAAAUAUAAACAUACAGUUUGUAUCAGCUUUUGACAUUGGUGCCGGUGUUGUUGUGAAGUCUUUCAAAGCAUGCUGCAAAAAAAAAAAGGAAAGGAGAAAGUAGGCUUUAUUGACUCUGGUUCCCUUACCUCAACUAGGGUGAACAGCAGCCUUUACGAGUCCCCGAGGCCUCAAUACACUAGGUAAUUUCGUGUUGUCUUGAAAAGAACCCCCUUUGGGAAAUCUUGGAGAUAACUCCAGGUGACACCUGAAGAACUGUAAACUCCUGUACAAUGCUAGGCACCUCCUUAACAAUUUGAAGCACGCAGAUUGCAUAUGGCUGCAGAUGUAUGCUGUAUGUUGUGCCAUCCAUUGCCAGGGAGGACAUGCAAGGCAAGCCUAGUUGGUGGGCCCUCCACAAUGUGGCCUUUACUGAAUUUGUCUUACUCUUGGUGCAUCUUUCGUGUGUGUAUUUGCUCCACAAACCUUUGAAUCUCGCAGACAGCACAAUCGGCACCAAGCAAAUGCUGUUGGAGCUGAAGAAGAGUGUGCCAGAGUGUAUGUGCACCAGUGUUGCAGGCCUCUUGUCUAGAUCAAUGCUGUGGUAUGGUGCACAAGAUGAACCUGAAGGAACACUUGAUAUUUGUUGCAAGUACAACCUUUGUCAGAAAAAUUCCAGGACUGAGCUUAUAAAAUAUUAUUUAUUCAACUUGCAGACUAUAAUGACUCUAGGUCUUGUCAAAGUAGUCCCCAUGCCUAUCUACCCACAGUUUCCACCUUUUUUGGAGGUCAUGAAAGCACGCAGGAAAAGCUUCAUCUGGGAUGCUCUCUCUUCACCACAUGAGUCACAGCAAUUUGGUUUGCUGUUUUAUCUUCAUGAUGCUUCCCUUGCGGCAAUUUCACAGGGGGAACAAAAAGAAAUCGCACUGCGACAGGGUAUGUGAAUAGGGGGAAUAUGGUAGAGUAGGAAUAUGUUAUUUGGCCAGAUAUUCCUGGACUGAUACAGCAAUGUGGGACCUCGUGUUGUUGUACAAGAACCACUGUUGUGCAGAUUGACAACAUAUUGGGACAGUGCUGAUGAAUUGCUUGGUAAAAAUGUUUUGGCAUGUUAAUGUAAAAGUUUUGGUUUAUUUCUUCGAUGGCAACAGUGCAAGAGACGAGACAAGCAGGUAAACGAGAACAAAGUCGUAUCAUAAAAAGCCAAUGAACACUGACACCAAGGACAACAUAGGGGAAAUUACUUGUGCUUAAUAAAUGAAAUAAAGAAACAAUAAAUUCAUGGAAAUUAAAAUGGAUGAAAAAACAACUUGCCGCAGGUGGGGAACGAUCUCACAACCUUCGCAUUCAUUUCUUUAUUUCAUUUAUUAAGCACAAGUAAUUUUCCCUGUGUUGUCCAUGAUGUCAGUGUUCGUUGGCUUCUUAUGAUGAGACAAGCAAGUGACACACACAUACACAAAGUGCUGCUCCCAUCUGCGCUAUUCCCAUAAAAGAUGUUGGCUUACCAACAAGUUUGAAUUAAGGCGUUUUUGGUUUAUUGUUUGUAUUUCUAGCAGAUAUUGAUGGUGUAUCAAGCCUUUGUCAUCAAGAAAUGAGAUUGACAUUGUCUUUUCAAUGGUUGCUGCUUCAAUUUUUAAGAGGGAAGUGAACCGUGACUUUGCUAUUUGGCACUUUGUCACUUUAUUUGAGGGUCAUACUGGUAGCACCAACUUCAUCUCUGGCAGUGAUGCUUUAACGCAAAUGUGGUAUCACUUCUGGCUCUUUCCAAAAGUUCAGCAGCAAAUGUUUGUCUAAUUUCUUUCUGUUUCAUCUGUCAAUGUGGUGACACUAUUGUUGCAUUCAGUUUCCAUUUUCCUGAAUUGUUGCAUAUGCUCUGGUGACAUGCAUCCCUGUUCAUUUUCAUCUUUUCUGAUAUCAUGCGCAGAGGAACAUUGCAAUUUUCAUGCAGUAAGUGCCUUACUCAGGCCACUCGCAGCCGUAUGCGUCACUGAUGGGUCGCCAGCUCUGGAAUUGCCUUGCACUGAAUCUCUGCCCUCCAAAGCCUUUGGUGCCAGUCACAGACACAGCUUCUAUAUGUCUCUAUAUACUUGCCGAAUCACAUUAAAAAUCAGCCCUGGAAUUUUCCUGAGAAAGGGCAUCUUAUCUGUUCACUCAUGCAGAGUGACUAUGGUGUAGAAAUAGUUGAAACCAUAUGAUGUUCUUUUAAUCUCAGAUAAAUCUAACUCAGUUGUCCUUUCUUUUUAUGUUGUGGUGCAAAGCAAAGCAUGAUGAGCAAACACAUGAACCACGACGAUCAGCAUAUUUCUUACCUCAUAACUGCUGUUUUCAGUAAAAGCCUUGAUGAAACUGACGAACACAUGUUGGGGGCGUACUGAAAGGAGAGGGCAGUAGCUCAAGAAGCAGCAUGGAGGACAUGUCAGGUGGCAGCAUGAGCUGAUGGCUGUAAAGGAAUGGGGUGAUGAUGAUCAGUCAUUUACUGAUCUGACCAUUUCUUUUUUCUUAGCAUUUGAAAUGACUGGUUCUUUUGAGUAUGUUUCUGUGCAAUGAUAUGUGCCUUGUAUGAAGUUGUAAUGUUUUAUUUGCUUUGAAUAUAAACAUGCUUCUCCUAGCGGGUCAUCAUGCAGAUAAAAAAAAAAAGUUGGGUGCUAGAAUUAAAGAAAACAAAAAACUUUUGCUGCUCAAUAACAGCCUGUUAUUGUUAAGCCGUUGUGAUGGGAGGGCAGGUUGGCUGUCAUGUGCAGUGUGUAUGUGCUUGGGAUGCCAGUUUUCUGUAGUCCUCAUGCCCCCAUGCAUCUGCUUGUGUAUACAAAAGAGAUACAUUCAGUGAUGUCUUGUUGGUUCAAUUUUGUUGGUUGAAUGUAUCAUAAUGUUGACAAGUUAGAGGCUCUUUAUUAUUUGCCAGUGCUGCAAAUAAGUGUGGCCUCUUUUUAAUCUAUGAAUCUGUUUGUUUUUCAGUAACGCUGAAAAUAGGGCGAGUUGAGCAAGACUUGUAUUAGAAUAUUUGAGAGAUGAGCAUUCUUUGAAAAGUUUUUCUAGUCACUUGAUUGAACUGGAAGGAAAUGUUUAUUAUGUUGAUGGAAACAAUAAAGCAUUAAUAAUUUCAA